AUGGUUGUUGGAACUUUAAUUGUUAGACCCAAAUCUGCUUAGCUUACAUAUGACACUGAAACAUUUGGCAAGAUGGAUCCCUUUAUUAAUGUAAUGAUUGGAAGCUAAAAGUAAACAUCUGCAGUUGCUAAGGAUUAAGGCAAAAAUCCUGUCUGGGCUGAUUAAUUCAACUUCAAGAUUUUGAAUGACACUAUGCUCACAUUCACCCUCUAUGACUACGAUACCUUCUCAAGUAGCGAUUUCAUAGCUGAAGGAUCUUGCUCACUUGCAAGCGCAUUCUAAGGUGGAAAAAGAACUGAGUAUGCUCCUUGCAUGAGAAAAGGCAAAAGUGCUGGCCAAGUUGUUUUUGAAUUUGAAUUUAUUCCAGAUGGUGUCCAAGGAGUCCCUGUUUAAUAAGGUUUCCCUGUGUAAUAAGGUUACCCUGUUUAACCAGGCUACCCUGUCCAAUAAGGUUACCCUCCUUAAAUGGGAUAUCCUCAACAAGUUCCUUAAGGUUACCCUCCUUAAAAUCCUUACCCUGCUCAAUAAUACCCAGCUCAACAAUACCCUCCUUAGUAAUAAUACCCUCCUUAAUAGUAUCCUGGUUAAGUCCCCAUGUAAUAAUAUCCUCCUUAGCAAUACCCUGCAUAAGGAUAUCCUCCUGGUGGUUAAGUAUACCCAGGAGCUUACUAAGUACCUACAGGUCCUGUAUUUAAUAAUCAUAAAUUGCCAGUAAUCACUUUUAAUCACCAUUGUAAAAAAUGUCAUGGUAGCGGCUGGAAAUAAAAAGAUGGCAGAAGUGUCCCUUGUGGUAAGUGCUAUCACCAUGCAGGAUACUGUAAAAAAUGCUGUGGUACCAAAUUUACCAUAAAACAUAACACACCUUGCCAUAAAUGUUGA
Molecule: messenger RNA, 879 nt
Organism: Tetrahymena thermophila SB210
Lineage: Eukaryota; Ciliophora; Oligohymenophorea; Hymenostomatida; Tetrahymenidae
Product: C2 domain protein
Exons: 3
Source: RefSeq, a predicted model, not a curated record